This is a messenger RNA of Eruca vesicaria subsp. sativa (arugula), 432 nucleotides long. NCBI's taxonomy places the organism in Eukaryota, Viridiplantae, Streptophyta, Magnoliopsida, Brassicales, Brassicaceae. The record is from the annotation of a GenBank genome assembly.
AUGCAGAGCGUAACAAACUCAUCUCCGUCGCCAGAAGCGAUACUAGAAUGGCUCCAGAAAGAAAUGGGAUACCGAAACAAACCCCACGUACCUUCCCUUGAUUCCGUUGGAAAGAUAUGUAGAGGGAACAUGAUACCAAUUUGGGAGUUUUUAAUGAACCGAGUGAAGUCUGAGAAGACUGUUGAUAGCAUUAGGCGUAACAUCACUGUUCAUGGUGAGGGUAGUGAUAGUGUGGAUUUAGUUAAGGAGGAGAUUUUGAGUGGUGUUGAGAGUAGAGAGGGUGCGUUGGGUGAGAGAGAGGUGGCUGUGAAGGAUGUGGAGAGGUUGAGGAGUGUUGUGAGGAGGCAAAGGAAGGGAUUGAGAGAUAGGAUGUUGGAGGUUUCGAGAGAGGAAGGUGAGAGGAAGAGGAUGCUUGAUGAGAGGGAUAGUUAA